AUGGCUCUUUCCCCCCUUCGCAUUUUUACCAGCUUCUCCAGCAACCUUUCCUACACUGAGGCCGGAAUCCCCACCGUUGCCUCUGCCGGAAUUGACUUGGCUCUUUGGACCGAACAGCAAAACAUUUUCGUUCAGGCUGCCCUCUUUGCAGUCUUUUUUGUCUUGGCUGGUUCUUCCAUGCUUUUGGAAAACACCUUUGGACCUACCAUGGCUCCUUUUGCCUUGAUGGCUGCUGUUGCUGCUUGGGCCAUGAGCCGCAAGAUCACUGUUCGCAAGCUCAAGUCCGUCUAG
Seminavis robusta is the source of this 291-nucleotide messenger RNA. The record is from the annotation of a GenBank genome assembly. NCBI's taxonomy places the organism in Eukaryota, Bacillariophyta, Bacillariophyceae, Naviculales, Naviculaceae.